UUGUGGUGCAGUGGCACAGUUCCUUUCAGGAGCUGAAUGGGCUGUCUCAUCGGCAUCGCCGCCAGGCGUCUCGCGUCUGGCUUCCUUCCACUGGGCGGAGUCUGCAGACAGCAGGAAGCGAGUCUCGGCAGCCUUGACAGCCUCGUCCAGGCCGACGGGUCUGGCGGCUCGGACCCACACGGCGACAUGCUCCGGCAACAAUGCGGCGAACUGCUCCACCACCACACACUGCGUCACCUCCCACCCCGAGCGGCUGUGGGGCUUCAGCCAUCCGCUGGCCUCCUGGAGCAGCUCCUGAGCCAGCUCCCGGGGCCCCUGGCCGCCGCCCUGCCGCACGCGGAACCGGACGCGGCAGCUCUCCUCCGCCAGCACAGUCCUGUCCUGCAGCGCGGCCUUCAGGUCCUGGAAGAGAUGCAGUGUGUGCUGGCCAGUGAGUCCGGAGAACGCGUGCCCCUUGCCGAUGGCCGAGCGGUGAUCAUAGGCCGUGGCCCUGAUUCCGGAGUGUCAGACAAGAAGUGCUCCAGACACCAGGUCAAACUGGUGGCCUGUUAUGAAGACAGCACAGUGCAUGUGACACAGCUGGGCCCAAACCCUUCCUCUGUUGGGGGCCAAGUUCUGGGCAGAGGCCAGUCCAGGCAGCUGACCCAGCAGGACACGCUGUACCUGGUGAACCAGAGUCACCCCUUCACAGUGCAGUUUUCCGGGUGUUCCAACGGGACGAGCUCACCCGCCACUCUAAGGGGAGGGGAGACCAAGACCGAGAGAGAGAAGGAGAAAGGCAAGGAGGGGGAGAGGGCUUCUCAGAAGACUGCCCCCAAACGCAGCAUCCUGGACUUCUAUAAAAGUUCUCCCAAGAAGGCAGUGAAGAGGCCACACAGCCAGGAAGAGGACCCCGAUGGGAAACGUGCACGGACAGAGGGUUCCUCCAGCGGGGACGACGAUGCAGAGAGCCUGGUAGAGCAGAAGCUCAAGCGACUGAAGGAGAUGGCAGAGGGAGCCAGCGUCCAGCAGGCAGAAGCGCGGCCUGCCUGUGGGUCCUCCCCUUGCCCCGUGGAUCGCUGGGAGCAGGUGGCCAAGCUGUUGCUCUUCACUGCAGCAGGGGUCACUGCCAGCACGAAGGUCGCGGGAUUCGACAUUGAUGGGUGCAUCAUCACCACAAAGUCAGGCAAAGUGUUCCCCACCAGCCCAGAUGACUGGAGGAUUCUGUAUCCAGAGAUUCAGCCCAAACUGGCUCGCCUUUUAAAGGAAGGAUACAAGGUGGUGUUCUUCACCAACCAGAUGGGCAUCGCUCGAGGAAAACUGAGGCCUGAGGUCUUCAAGUCCAAAGUGGAGGAUGUUCUGACCACACUGAAACUGCCUGUGCAGGUGUUUGUGGCGACCGGGCCUGGUUUGUACAGAAAGCCUGUGGUGGGGAUGUGGGAACAUCUCUGUGAGAAGGCCAAUGAUGGUGUGACCGUGGAUAAAUCCCAGAGUUUCUAUGUGGGAGAUGCAGCCGGGCGUCCGGCAAACUGGGCUCCAGGCAAGAAGAAGAAAGAUUUCUCCUGCAGCGACAGACUAUUUGCUCUGAACAUCGGGCUACCCUUCCACACUCCAGAGGAGUUUUUCCUGGGCUGGAAGAGCGCCCCCUACAGCUUGCCCGUGUUUGACCCUAGGACCGUUGACCCCGCCCCCCGUCUGUACGACCCCGCUGACGCCUCCCUCACAUCCACAAAACAGGAAGUCAUCGUCGCCGUGGGUUUCCCUGCUGCUGGGAAAUCCACCUUUUUCCACAAGCACAUCAUCCCAAAGGACUACGUGUAUGUGAACAGGGACACGCUGGGUACCUGGCAGAAGUGCGUCGCAGCGUGUGAGCGCGCUCUGAAGGAAGGCCACAGCGUUGCCGUUGAUAACACCAACCCUGACCUGGAGUCUCGCGAACGGUAUGUGGAUGUGUGUCAGAAGGCGGGAGUUUCCUGUCGCUGCUUCUUCUUCACUGCCACCCUGGAACAGGCCAAGCACAACAACAGGUUUCGGGAAAUGAUGCCCUCACAGAGCAAACAUGCCCCUGUCAAUGACAUGGUUUUCCACAGCUACAAGAACAAGUUUGUCACACCCAGUGUCUCUGAAGGCUUUUCUGAGGUAUUGAAGAUACACUUUGUCCCCAGCUUUGCAGACAGCCAAUCAGAGGCUCUCUUUAGGCAGUUCUCUGAGGGCUGAUUGGUGGAUAUAAAAAACCUCACCCUAUCCAGCUAAUCGCAUGUAGCACUAGUAGAGCGACACACGCCUCUAGACCAAACAGAAGAGCAUGAGUGCAUACAAACAAAAACAUUUGUAAGCCUAUCCAAACUUCAUGGGAAUUGGCAUAUUCAUUAUUGACUAUAAUGGAGGCCGGCAUACUUUCUAUUAAUCUGUAUUCUUUUAGUUAGAGAUGAGACUUUUUAUGUGAAAAGUCUUCAUAGUGGUUUGUUUACAGAGAAAAGAGAAGUAUAUAAUUCUAAUGUAGUAAUGUACGUAGUAAGUAACAAGUAAGUAGUAAGUCAUGAUGAGAGCAAAUGAUAAUGUGUAAAAAGUAAUUGUUUUGAAUCGAGGUAUGUGUAUAUGAAUCAGUCCAUUUUGUAACAGCCAAAUACAGUUACACUAAUUUUGUGAGGUUAGUCACAAUUAUUUUAUUUUUUUUCUUUAGAAAUGUAUGAACAUGAUAAUAAAUAACAUUACUCAUGAUGA
Anguilla anguilla (European eel) is the source of this 2703-nucleotide messenger RNA. It is a transcript of the gene pnkp, whose product is annotated as polynucleotide kinase 3'-phosphatase. The record is from RefSeq and is a predicted model, not a curated record. Gene Ontology annotation, biological process: DNA repair. Lineage: Eukaryota; Metazoa; Chordata; Actinopteri; Anguilliformes; Anguillidae. Gene Ontology annotation, cellular component: nucleus. The transcript is spliced from 18 exons. Gene Ontology annotation, molecular function: ATP-dependent polydeoxyribonucleotide 5'-hydroxyl-kinase activity; protein binding; double-stranded DNA binding. Bases 37 to 2196 code for a protein of 719 amino acids.